GCCAAUAGAGAGAUUGAAAACGUCGAAAGAUGAAGUUCUCUGUUUUGUUGCUCUUCGCUAUUUUUAUGCAAGUUUAUGGAUUUUCCAUACCAAUCAUUUAUGAUACAAAAGCUGAAGGAUGUGUCAAUGGAACAUGUGGAGCUUAUUGUGCUUUGGAAGAUGCUAAAGUAUUUCCUGGAGAACAAUACAACUGGCCAGGAAAAUGUCAGAAAUUAUAUUGUGAACCAGAUUUUUCAUUGACAUUUUCAACUUGCUCAGAAUUUGAUAUAUAUGAUGAAUACACUUGGGUUGGAAGAGACAAUAGCAAACCAUAUCCAGAAUGUUGUGGAACUCAAGGUACAAAGAAACGUUACAACGAUUUUGAUUGAAUUUGAAUAAAUUUUUAUGCUUUUUAAUCAAUAAAAGAUUUGUAACUUUUGAUCAUAUUUUUUUCCUCA
Molecule: messenger RNA, 437 nt
Organism: Clunio marinus
Lineage: Eukaryota; Metazoa; Arthropoda; Insecta; Diptera; Chironomidae
Source: the annotation of a GenBank genome assembly